UUUAAGUAAUGGUUCGUGUAAGAACUACGGUACCCUGCGGCAACGCAUGCGCAGAAGUAGCUAUAAAACUUCAGUAAAAUCCUGCCCUCUGAUUGGCUAAAAUACAUCUUCGGGUGUUUUUCGUAUCUUAUCCAUUGAUUGACAAACAUUUAAAUUAAGAAUAAAACAAAGGUUGCAUUGUUACAACUUAUCCCCGAGUUUUGUCCGAAUCGUAUGUUCGGAAGUUAGAUUUCCGACCUAGCGCUCACGUCGCCAUUUUGAAUUCUACAUGCUUCCUCCUCGAUAUAUUAAGACAAGUCUCUCGCUAUUCAUUAUCUCUUCGAAAAUAGUUUGAAAAUCUAUUAUAUAUACUUUAAAGAAACGCUUCUGAGUUCUGUUUGCUUGCAAACUUUGUCCGAGAAGUUAGAAAAGCUUGUCAUGGUGUUCAAAAGGCAGGCAUGUUGCUGCCCAAACCACGAGGCUUGGUGUGGCAGUAAGCCUUCAGAUGUGGAACAGAGGUCCCUGAGAAAGGCGAACAGAGUAGAGAAAGUUUUCUUGGAGCUAGAUGACAACGGCAAAAAGGGCUGGUCUAGAAGCAUUUGUAUGUACUGUCGACAGCGAGUCGAUUUGGAGCUUGGAAACAAACGCAUGAAAACUUCACACGAGAGCUGUAGAGAUGAAACUGCCUCAAGUUCCAGCGUGUUUUUCCAACCGGAAACCUCUGAGACCAGCGCCGCCGCUGAAGCCGCGUUAGAACCAUUCCAGGACAUUGAGGAAACCUCUGCACUAGGGCAAAUUUUGCCGUCAUCAGUUGAUGCUGUACGACUCAUGAAAGCAUCAACUAAACUAAGGGACAUAGAACUAAAGGACAUAAAACGAUGCAUUGAAGUAGAAGAUACGGCGUUUGGUGAAGCGAAGAUAUUUUUUUAGAAAAUUGUAAAAUAUAAAUAUCAGCAAUAACCCGCAAUUGUCAGUAAGAGCAGUGGAAUGCUUAUGCGGAUGCAAAAAGCUGAAAGAAAUAGUGAAUAUAAAUGCAGCCCGUCUGGAGCCAGAAGAAUUACAAUUUCUUCGCAGAAAUUUUCCGUGAGUCCUCAUGGCCUACUAUGUAUCGAAGACGGAGACCCCGAUUAUAAGCUGGACACUCUCGAAUUCAUCAAUGAGCUUAUGGAACAAACCUUGCUUGCGGCUUGUUUUAAGAAAAUAUUGUGCGUUCUGUCUGUGUCGAUAAAAUAAUAAUUAGAGGACUGCUACUACUGUGAAUUCCAGUAAACUUUAUUGCUGUGGCUUGUAUGCGAUAAUAGUUGUAUUGAGGAUCGAAUAAAGCAAAAUUGGUAACUUUA
Molecule: messenger RNA, 1319 nt
Organism: Nematostella vectensis (starlet sea anemone)
Lineage: Eukaryota; Metazoa; Cnidaria; Anthozoa; Actiniaria; Edwardsiidae
Exons: 3
Coding region: 418-909 (163 amino acids)
Cellular component (GO): extracellular region
Molecular function (GO): hormone activity
Source: RefSeq, a predicted model, not a curated record